AACGGCCCGGGCCCCCCGCUCGUCCCACUCCUCCCCCUCAGCCUCGCGACGUCUCGUCUCCUGCGGCUCUCCCGUUCCCGUUCCACCCCAACCAUUGACGAUUUGACGCCCUGCUCAGGAUCAGGAAAGGAGAGAGCUUUGUUUUCGGCGGUUUCUUCCAAUCCUCGCCAUGCUCAGGAGGUCCCACGGAGGGUUCCGGAUCGGGCGGAAGCUGCUCGGCCUGUGGCGGUGGGCGCUCUGCGGCCGGCGCCGGCGCCGGGGCGGCUACAUCCGCCUGCGGCAGCGUGGCGGCGGCGGCGGCGGCAGCUGCUGCGGGGAGCGCGCGGCCAGGAAACUCGCGCCGGUGCUGCGGUGGGGCCGGUCGCUGGCGCGGCGGCUGAGCCUCGGGUGGAGGGCCGGCGGGCACCGCGCGCUGGACGACGGCGGCGGCGAGCCGGCGGUGACCACGCCCAAGGGGCAGGUGGCCGUGUACGUGGGCGGCGGGGAGGCGUCGCUGCGGUACGUGGUGCCGGUGGUGUACUUCAACCACCCCAUGUUCGGGGAGCUGCUCAGGGAGGCCGAGGAGGAGUUCGGGUUCCACCACCCCGGCGGCAUCACCAUCCCCUGCCCCGCCGCGAGGUUCGAGCAGGCCGCCGCCCUGGCCGCCGCGGGGAAGAAGGGCUUCGGCAGGUGGUAGUAGGAGUAGAAGGGCGUCACGCCGUCACUGCAGCAGCCGGCUUAGGAGGAGGGAGGGAGAGAGAUGCCCCUGGCCGCCGCCGGCAGGCCGGCGGCGGAGGCGGAUGGUGUACAUAUGUGUGUUUCCAUCGGAAAGGGGUUAUCUAGCUGAUUUUGUUCGUUCGAUUCUUGGUCCUGCGAUGGCUGAUGCCUGCUGUUCUUUUGUU
Panicum hallii is the source of this 881-nucleotide messenger RNA. RefSeq names its product auxin-responsive protein SAUR36-like. The coding region runs from base 170 to 676 and encodes 168 amino acids. The record is from RefSeq and is a predicted model, not a curated record. The transcript has a single exon. Gene Ontology annotation, biological process: response to auxin. Lineage: Eukaryota; Viridiplantae; Streptophyta; Magnoliopsida; Poales; Poaceae.